AUGUCUACUACAGAAUCUUCAGCACCUCGACGUUCCUCAAGGAUCUCAGCGCAACCGAAAGAGGAAGUGAAAACCACUGCCAAAACCAGGAAGCCUUCUGUGAAGCGAACAGCUGAGGCUGCAGCAGAGAAGACCACAGCGAAGAAGGCCAAAUCCAGUCCUGAACACGAAGAAAAUACUGAAGAUCAUGAUGCUUUGCCAAAGAUCGACCUUGGCGACGUCCUUCCGAGCAUCGUCCUGAAGAAUGAGGAAGAUGUAGACGUGGAUGUUACUGAUCUCGUGUCUGAAAAAGGUCUAGUGCUUUUCCUAGUCCCCAAGGCAGAUACUCCGGGUUGCACCAACCAAGCAUGCGGCUUCCGAGAUAUAUAUCCAGAUUUCACAUCACACAAUUUUGAGGUUUACUGCUUGAGCGCCGACUCGCCCGCGGCUCAAAACAAAUGGAAAACAAAGAAAGAGCUGCCGUACCCUCUACUUUCCGAUCCUAAACGCAAGUUGAUCACUGCUCUCGGUGCGGGCGAAGGGGGGAAGACCAAGCGAAGCCAUUUCAUCUUCGAGAAAGGUGGUAAACUAGUAGAUAAGAAGAUUCCGGUGAAGCCCGUUGAGAGCCCUGCGCUAGCGCUCGAAUUCGUCAAAAGCCUGUGA
This is a messenger RNA of Pleurotus ostreatus (oyster mushroom), 642 nucleotides long. RefSeq lists its product as uncharacterized. The record is from RefSeq and is a predicted model, not a curated record. Gene Ontology annotation, molecular function: thioredoxin peroxidase activity. The transcript is spliced from 5 exons. Bases 1 to 642 code for a protein of 213 amino acids. Gene Ontology annotation, cellular component: cytoplasm. NCBI's taxonomy places the organism in Eukaryota, Fungi, Basidiomycota, Agaricomycetes, Agaricales, Pleurotaceae. Gene Ontology annotation, biological process: cellular response to oxidative stress; cell redox homeostasis.